ACCCAGAGCACGCUCCCCGAAGUAUGCUAUCACCCCGCACACACAUGCUCACUCUCCUUUUGAUUUCUCAUUGCUAAAGCAGAAAAAUAGAAAGAAAUUCUCUUUUAAGAUCUUAGAUAAGUAAAAAAUUCCACCUUUUUUUUCUUUUUUACUUGCCAUAUACAGAAUUUGGGUUUUUCAAGUGAUUUCUCAAUUCAGAGGGCACAGCUGAAGUGGGUUUUGUUUUCUUUUCACCACCAUGAACAUGAACAUAUUCAAGAAGAAAACUUCUCCUAAAGAUGCUCUCAGGACCAGCAAGAGAGAAAUGGCUGUUGCCACCAGAGGUAUUGAACGUGAAAUUGCAUCUCUUCAACUAGAGGAAAAGAAAUUAGUGGCAGAGAUCAAGCAAACAGCUAAAACUGGAAAUGAGGCUGCUACUAAAAUCUUAGCACGACAACUGGUUCGGCUACGGCAACAAAUAACAAACUUACAGGGUAGUCGUGCCCAAAUCAGAGGUGUAGCUACUCAUACACAGGCUCUAUACGCCAGUACUUCAAUUUCUACAGGGAUGAAAGGUGCAACUAAGGCAAUGGUAGCAAUGAACAAGCAAAUGGCUCCUACAAAACAAGUUAAAGUAAUAAAAGAAUUCCAGAAGCAGUCAGCACAAUUGGACAUGACGAUUGAGAUGAUGUCGGAGGCUAUCGAUGAAACUUUAGACAAAGAUGAGGCUGAAGAGGAAACAGAGGAACUUACUAACCAGGUGCUUGAUGAGAUUGGCGUUGACAUUGCAUCUCAGUUAUCUUCAGCUCCAAAGGGCCGAAUUGCAUCAAAGAAUGCUCCUAAUGUUGUUAAAAGUGCUGAAUCUCCUGAUGUUGAGGAUCUUGAGAAAAGGUUGGCUUCCCUCCGACGCAUCUGAUCUAGAAAAGCAUGGUGGUCACACCUGUGCAGCACAAUCUAAUUCCAUGUAAAUUUCCCUACAAAAGAAUGGCAUGCAUGCUUGCAAGAAGUAGAAUUACAUUACUAGGAUCACCAUUAUAUGUUCUAGCUAUAUAUUAUAUAUAAAAAUGACUGAAUUACUGUAUCUUUGACAAUAACAAGUGCUAUAAAUGAGAUCACUAUGCCACACUUGGCUCAUUUUCUUAA
Molecule: messenger RNA, 1122 nt
Organism: Ricinus communis (castor bean)
Lineage: Eukaryota; Viridiplantae; Streptophyta; Magnoliopsida; Malpighiales; Euphorbiaceae
Product: vacuolar protein sorting-associated protein 2 homolog 2
Exons: 11
Coding region: 239-895 (218 amino acids)
Biological process (GO): late endosome to vacuole transport; protein transport; endosome transport via multivesicular body sorting pathway
Cellular component (GO): multivesicular body; ESCRT III complex
Source: RefSeq, a predicted model, not a curated record